AGCAGGAAGUGACGAUCUCCAGGAGUCCUACUUCCUCCUCCACUUCCAAAGAUGUUCCUACUGCCUUUUAACUUCCUGCGCCCCGUGCUUCAAGUCUCGGGAGCCUGGAGUGCCAGGGAUGGCCUUGGAGAGGGACAGACUGGCAGGCCAGGUGGUGACUUUGAAGGAUGUGGCUGUGGACUUCACUUGGGAGGAGUGGCGCCUCUUGUCCCCUCCCCAGAAGGAGCUGUACAAGGAAGUGAUGGUGGAGAAUACCAGGAACCUGCUCUCUAUGGAAGGAGAGAUCAGACCUGAAAUGAAGGGGAAUCCAACAGAGGAAGAGGUGACAUUCAAGGAUGUGGCUGUGGACUUCACUUGGGAGGAGUGGCACCUCUUGUCCCCUCCCCAGAAGGAGCUGUACAAGGAAGUGAUGGUGGAGAAUACCAGGAACCUGCUCUCUAUGGGUCUUGUAGCUCCCCCAGAAGCCUUGGUCUCUUAUUUGGAGCAGAGAGAAGCCCCAUGGAUGCUGGAGCAAGAAGGCCUGAGUAGCUGCUGCCCAGGAGGAGAGGUCAGACCUAAAAAGAAGGCUAAUUCAACAGACAUGAGCCUUCCUGUGGAAGAAACGGACCUACAAAGAUUCAUGAAUAAUGGUUCUGAUAACUUUGAUUUCAGAGAAUUUGGUGUUGCAACUCAAAAUUCAUCUCAUAUUGAACAUCAAAGAAUGCACACGAAGGAAAAAUCUACUGAAAGUAAUCAUUGUAAAAAGACUUUUAUGCCCAGGGUCAGUCUUGUUAGACAUCAGAGCAUCAACACUGGUGAGAGACCGUAUGAAUUCAAGCAGUGUGGAAAGACAUUCAAUCAGAGCUCCCAUCUUUCUGUACAUCAGAAAAUCCGUGCAGGUGAGAAACUUUAUGAAUGCAAUCAGUGUGGAAAGAUAUUCACAAAUAACUCCAGUCUUGCUGUACAUCAGAGAAUCCACACUGGGGAGAAACCUUAUGAAUGCAAGCAGUGUGGAAAGACAUUCAGUCAGAGUUCCCAUCUUGCUGUACAUCAGAGAAUCCAUACUGGAGAGAAACCUUAUGAAUGCAGUCAUUGUGGAACGACAUUCACAAAUAACUCCAGUCUUGCUGUACAUCAGAGAAUGCACACUGGGGAGAAACCCUAUGAAUGCAAGCAAUGUGGAAAGUCAUUCCGACAGAGAUGCACUCUUGCUAUACAUCAGAGAGUCCACACUGGGGAGAAACCUUAUGAAUGCAAGCAAUGUGGAAAGGCAUUCCGACAGAGCUCCAAUCUUGCUAGUCAUCAGAGGAUCCACACUCGAGAGAAACCGUAUCAAUGCAAACAAUGUGGAAUGAGUUUCAGAAAUAGCACCAAUCUUUCUUAUCAUCUUGGAGUCCACACAGUGAAUUCAUAAUUUAUGAAAUGGGGCUGGGCUGGGUACACAGUAGAAAAAAUCAGGACUAGUAUUCAUAAGGUGGCAGAAACCAUUUUAAUAAGACCCAGAGACAAGUAGUGAAAAGAGGAAACGGUACUUUGCUUGUUUUGUGAAAUAAUCUUUAUAGUAUUGUGAUUAGAUGUUUUUUUGUUUGAUAGAAUCCAUCUGGCCCUGGGGGUUUUUUCUUAGGAAGGAGUUUUACCAAAUUCCUUUUAUGACAUUAAUAUGGUACUGAUUCCAAAGCCAGGCAGACCAGAAACCAAGGAAGAAAACUAAAGACCAAUCUCCUUAAUGAACAUAGAUGCAAAAAUAUUACGUAAAAUACUAGCAAAAAGAAUCCAGCAAGUGAUCACGAGGAUUAUCCAUUAUGAUCAGGUGGGAUUUAUACUAGAAAUGCCAGCAUCGUUUAAUAUUAGGAAAACUGUCCAUAUAAUUUACCAUAUCAAUAAUCAAACCAACAGAAAUCACAUGAUUAUAUCAAUAGAUGCAGAAAAAACCUUUGACAAAAUACAACACCAAUUCCUAUUGAAAACACUUGAAAGUAUAGUAAUAGUAUAGCCUUUCCUUAAAAAUAAAAAAUAGUAUAUAUUUAAAACCAUCAGCCAGUAUCAUCUGCAAUGGGGACAAGUUAGAAACUUUCCCAAUAAGAUCUAGAGUGAAGCAAGGAUGCCCAUGAUCACCUCUUUUAUUCAAUAUUGUACUAGAAAUGCUAGCAGUAGCAAUUAGAGAAGAAAAAUAAAUUGAUGGGAUGAAAGUAGACAAUGAGGAGACUAAACUACCACUCUUGCAGAUAAUAUGAUGGUAUAUUUGAAGAACCCCCAAAAAUCAACUAUAGGCUAGUAGAAAUAAUUAACAACUUCAGUAAAGUUUCAAGGUACAAGAUAAACCUACAUAGAUCAUCAGCCUGUCUAUAUAUUUAUUCCCAACAAAACUCAGCAGCAGAAGAUAGAAAGAGAAACUCCACUUUAAAUCACUCAAGACAACAUAAAUAUUUAGGAAUCUGUCUGCCAAGACAAACACAGGAAUCUUAUGAACACAACUAGAAAACACUUCACACAAUUAAAACUUGAUCUAAGCAAUUGGAAAAACAUUAAUUGCUCCUGGGUAGGAUGAGCCAAUAUAAUAAAAAUGACAAUCUAUCCCAAUUAAUCUUUAUUCAGUAGCAUACCUAUCAAACUACCAAAAAACUUUUUCAUAGAACUAGAAAAAAUUGUAAUGAAAUCCAUUUGGAAGAACAAAAGAUUAAUAUCAAGGGAAAUAAUUUAAAAAAUGUGAAGGAUGGGGUUCUAGCAGUACCAGAUCUUAAACUGUACUAUAAAGCAAUGGUCAUUAAAACAAUAUUGUCCUGGUCAAGAGACAGAAGGGUUUAUCAAUGGAACAGACUAGGGGUAAAUGACCACAGUAAUCUAGUGUUCUAUAAACCCAAACCCCACCUUUUGGGAAAAGAACUAUUUGACAAAAACUACUGGGAAAAUUGGAAACCAGUAUGGGGAAAAUUUAAUUUAGAUCAACAUCUUACACCCUUACACCAUGCCAAGAUAAAUUCAAAAUGGUUAAAUGAUGUAAAUAUAAAGGAUGAAAUGAUAAAUUAGGUGAACCUAGAUUAGUAUACCUGUCAGAUCUGUGGGAAAGGAAAGAUGUUAAGACUGUGGAAGAGAAAGAUAUUGAAGAAAACACAAGGACUGGGUUUUACAGUAUUAUCUCAUGCAAAAAGGAGAUAGAACCUUGGCUCCCAACAGGGGAUGGGAAUGGAAGCUCCCGCAAAGAAAAACACAUGAGUAGUUGAGGAUACAUUACCUUUUCCCUUUCUGAACUGAGGAGGAAAGGAGCAAUCUCACUGAGCUUAUCUGACUACAAAUCCAUUGAACAGAAGAUAUCUGGAUUAACCAUCCAUCUUGUUGGAUAAAGACUUUCUUUACAUGAAUCAUGUAACAAUGGGAAAAUAUUCUAAAUAAAAACUAGGGGGGAAAAGCCUCACCCCAUACACAAAAGAAGAGUGGAAAGGGAUAGAGAGGUAGGGGUGUGCCUCUUGGAUGGAGGAAUGUGAUAGUUAAGGGAGUCUGAAUGGAGAUGAGGAUGAGGAAUGGGUAAGAAGAGUAUCACUGACAAAACCAUGGAAUAGAGUUGGAAUUACUAGGAAGCCUAGACCCUAAGGAGAUGAGAGGGCUGGGCCAGGAGUUUGAGUCUUGUUUUCAUACUUAUUUGUGUUGGGAGAGAUGAGGGAAAUAGACCAGCUUUGCUCUGUGCCACCUUGAGAUGAGUUCAUUAAGAUAUCCAAAUCUUUACUGUUAUAACUUUAAAUUCAUCAUACCAACGUCAUGAUGCUCUUCUGGUGUCCUACUCCUCUGGAGCUGAGGAUUCCUGACUGGAUUGCAUCUGUAAUUUAGAGAUCAGAGGAUCAUAGACCUUGACCAGCACUACCUCAAUAGUUUCUCCUAAUUUGGCACAUAUCACUAGGAUGUGAAUUAUAACAAAUAUGUGAGACAAUAUGUAAAUUGUCUUCCUUUGAUCUUUGGCAUGAUUUGUAGGUGAUUUCCAGGUUCCUCUUGUAAUCUUAUUCCCUGCUAAAGCAUUGCUAUUGAUCAGAAGGAGUGGCCAAUGGUACCAGAAAGAGAUAAAAUUUUGAGACAAUUCAUGCCCUGGUCUCCUGUCCACCAUCAUGCACCAUGUCUAAACAGUAAACCAAAAUCAUAGCAAAAAGAAAAAUAUUAAAAAACCAUGGCAGAAAAGUGGGGGCCAACUGACACAUAUCUAGUGUACUGGGUUCUGAGUCUGAGCACAGAACAAUUUUGAGAUGCUGGGACCCUACCUAAGUCAACAACAGAGCACCCCAGGCCUAACUCAACCUUGAAGUCCCAAGGUAUGGCACUGGCCUGCAGUGAGGUCCCCAAGUCUCUGACAUUUGGCCUAUUUAAGCCUGUGGUGAGGCUCCUGAAUCCAGGGCAAUGCAGCUCCCAGGCCUCUGAGCUCUUCAAGCCAUCAGCAGUACUGAGAGGAGACUGAAUCAACAGCUUCUAGAGCUCUCAGCCCAUAGGCCAUCAUACCACCAUGGAAGUAGUGCAAGUUGUAGAAAUUGAGAACUAGAGCUGAGAAGAAAAUUGUAGUUUAAUAGAAUGCCCCCUCUACUCUGAAAACAGAGCCCACCUUUAAGAUAUAAUUGUAAAAAAAAAAAAAUAUAUAUAUAUAUAUAUAUAUAUAUAUUUAAAAGACUGGGAAAAUGAGUCAACAGCAAAAGAAGCACCUAAUUGUAGAAAAUGUCUAAGGGGAAAAAGAAGAGCAAGGCAUAAACUCAGUAGGAGACAGUGAAAUCAAAGCAACCACAUACAAAACAACAAAGAAAUAUAGAAAUUGGUCCCAGGUGCUGGAAUCACUCAAGAGGGAUUUCAACAAUUGUGUAAUUACAAUUUGAACCCUAUCACUACUAUUCCCAUGUAACCCCACCUCUCACACUCUUCCUGUGAUUGUGUUUUGCUGGAGAUGGUAUGAGGUGAGCUGGCAGGAGAAAUAAUUUACAUUGUCUUAUUUCUGUUAAAUAAUUAGGUUUUGAUACUUCUAUUUCCUUUUUAUUCCUUCUACUUCAUCAUUAAUAAACUUUAUAAAAUAUAA
Monodelphis domestica (gray short-tailed opossum) is the source of this 5020-nucleotide messenger RNA. The record is from RefSeq and is a predicted model, not a curated record. NCBI's taxonomy places the organism in Eukaryota, Metazoa, Chordata, Mammalia, Didelphimorphia, Didelphidae.